GUGGGACACGUUUACAGUGGAGAAUGAGGUGGUGGAGGCAGUGGAUGGCCACACAGACAUCAUUUUCGCUAUUGUCACAAACAGGCAGUACACGCACGGGAGGCCCCUUGAGAAGGAAGUGCUGGCCUCUCGCACCUGGAGGCGCAACCACGACGGGUCCUAUGGCAUCACCACGUUCACCACCAACCACGACAGCAGGCCUGCGAACGCGCGCCGCCCUCGACUUGACUUCGCCUUGGGCUCAUGGGACAUCCUCCCUCUCACCCCCUCUCGUCCCAAGCACGGCCACGUCAAAUGCCUCGUGCGCCACGUCAUCGAACUCGGCUCUGCACCUCCCCCCUCCUCCUCCUCCUCCUCUCUCGCCUCCUCCGCCUCCUUUUCUCACUCCGCCGAAACCCCUCCCACUCCUAGCAGGCGCUCUGCCUCUCCCCACCACUUCCACCCCGGCUCCUCCUCCCCCAUGCACUCGCCUCUCCCCAACCCCGCACACGCGGUCGCGGGUGUGGCAAAAGCAGCAGCGGGGAGGCCAAUCUCUUUCAUAAAGGGUCUGAUGAAGGAGAAGAAGGAGAAGGACGGGAAGAAGGAGAAGGGGGGGAUAUGCUGAAGUCUGCGUCGGUGGCGGCGGGGGGAGGAGGGGGAAUGGUGUGGGAGGGGUGACGCCGGCGCAGCACGGGGGUUCGUUGGGGGAGGUGGAGGAGGAGGGGAGGCGGUGGCGCAUGUGGCGUUUGAGGAGUUUGCGGAUUCGUUCCCGUACGCGUCGCUGUGCCGCAUUGCUGGCUUGAGGGAGUAUUUCGCUGCCCAGCCUGCCAUGGAGGAGCACGUGGAGAGGAACACAGACGAGAUGGUGGCCAGCCUCAUGGAGAGGACGGAGUCGCUUGAGGACCAGUUCUUUGACGCUGAAGGCGAGGAGGCGGAACCCGCUAAGCAAAAGGUGUCGGCCAAGGCUCGCUGGCAGGGGCUCAAGUGGAUGGUGCAGUUUGGGUUCCGCCUGCGCUCACUGUUCCUAGUGGAGGAGGAGGAGGAGGACAAGGAGAGGUGGGAGGUGAGGAGAGAGCUGCAGGUAGAUGUCACGCCGGUGGACCUGCCGGCACUGGGGGAGGAGAUGCAGGCAGCGGCCUCCCUGCCUCUUGGGAAGGACCCCAAGGACGCCCAUGCGUGGAAGCAGGCGGUGGCGGAUAACUUCUGUGUGCGCGGGGCGACAUACCUCUCGGAUGGAAUCAAGAUCCCAGCAGCGCAGCCGCUUCUCUCCCUCCUCGCUGUGGACUGGUUCAAAUCCGACACCCGCAUUGACAACGUGGCGGCAAGACGUGGCUCCCUCAUGCAGUCGGAAGCAGGCAAGAAGCUUCCGUUCGUCUUCGUGCUCAACCUGCAAGUGCCUGGCAAGCCCAACUACUCGGCUGUUGCUUACUUCGCUGCUGAUCGGCCCGUGAAGCCGGACUCUCUGCUGGGCCGAUUCGUGAACAGCGAGGAGGAUUCUUUCCGCAACAGCCGCUUCAAGCUCAUCCCCCGCAUUGAGGAGGGCUUCUGGGCAGUGAAAAGGGCUGUGGGGACAAAGGCUGCUAUUCUCGGCAAGGCGCUGACCUGCAGCUACCACAAGGGGGAGAACUACCUCGAGAUGGACGUGGACGUUGGGUCCUCCUCUGUCGCCCGCAGCGUCAUUGGCCUCGUGCUGAGCUACGUCACUUCACUCGUUGUCGACCUUGCUCUGCUGAUUGAGGCACAAGCUGCGGAUGAGUUACCUGAGUACCUCUUGGGCACUAUCACUCUGAUGCGCCUCGAACCAAAGAAGGCUGUCGACCCGCCUCCUGCAUAAAAUGUAUUUUUAUUAAGCAUAUGCCAACCAACUAUGAAGAUCCCAUCUUCGCAAUGCACCUAUAGUAUGGGCUGACAUAGUAUUGAUUAUUCAUGUUUCUUGUGUUGCUUAGAAUGUGCAUGAGUGUUUGGUGGCAGGUACCCUUGCAGAAAUAGCAAUUCAUCCGAUUUGGCUACAACCACUUUACAUGAUAAUGAAUCAGGGCCUCAGAUUGCAGGCUUUUUACCCUGAUUCAGGGUAAAAUCAGGGCUUUUUCGGGGGGUGACCCUGAUGAGACAGGAUUUUUGUAAGACACGCCUGAAAUUUCAGCGUUUU
Molecule: messenger RNA, 2128 nt
Organism: Closterium sp. NIES-67
Lineage: Eukaryota; Viridiplantae; Streptophyta; Zygnematophyceae; Desmidiales; Closteriaceae
Source: the annotation of a GenBank genome assembly